Pieris macdunnoughi is the source of this 9072-nucleotide messenger RNA. NCBI's taxonomy places the organism in Eukaryota, Metazoa, Arthropoda, Insecta, Lepidoptera, Pieridae. The record is from the annotation of a GenBank genome assembly.
AUGUCCCGUCUGAACGGGAGAAUUACCGGAAACCCCGCGGACCUUGGUGACUUCGAGCCAUCGUGUCUCGUGCGAACUCCAUCUGGAAACUUUUACGUGCCUUCGGGUGAACUCAAUACCUGGGACAUUCAAAAGAAUCCGUCUAUGGACUACAAAUCGAAUUCUUCGUGUAGUAGUCCAGGAAAACAAGAAAAAGGAACGUUAGAAAGAAUGGACAGGAGCGACAGGCAUCCAGCCUUUGGCGUGCCUGUGCCUGUGCUUCCCGUCAGGAACAACUUGAGGGCGACCCACUUCCCCCCAGCCGCUUCGAGGUUUCAUUUCAGAAAGGGCCUGUCCUCGAGAUGUUCUUGGAAAUGUACUGCCAUAGUGUUUAUAGUAUUAUUCGUUCUACUAUUAUCUAUCGCUUCUUAUAUGUCAGCCUCUUAUUUUACGGACAAUUGGUCAUAUGAGAAUGCGAAGCCUUGUUCGGUUAUAGUUGGAGAUGUAGAUAAAUUUCAAGCGUCAAAAGCCACUACGCUUGAAUCAAGUAAUAAAUCAUUGCCACGACAGCACCAGAGUUCAACGUCUUCUACCUCAGGUAAAGAAGGCGGCCUUUCGCGCGCUCGUAGAAGUGUAGACGAGCAUGCUUCUUUAUCUUCUGUUUCUGCUACGGAUUCUUCCACUGUAGAUAUGAUGCAUGAACUAAUCACUUCUCCCUCUAUGACCACUGGUAGCUUAGUGCAUGGUGUGUCAUCAGAAGUAAGUACGGAAUCUCAAGACGCCGCUUUUAAUGCUUCUGUAUUUAGUACUACGGGCGAUCUGGGGCUCAAUGUUAAUGUAACUAAUACAACGACGCUUAAUGUAAUACAACCUGAAAUCACAAGCACAACUAAGAAUAUUUUCUCUAAAAUUGUCACUAACAAGUCCGAGAACAUGGUACAACCACCUGAAGCUAAAAAACUUGACCAAGAAGAAAUAGCUUACUAUCCAGAAGAGAUGCAAAGUGAUGCAUACCCCUCGAUCUACUCAUACGGUGUUCAAAAGCUUCAAUACCUAAAAUUACUAACAAGAUUGAAUGAAGUCAACGAAGAAUUGCACAUUUUCACAAAUGAUACUGAAGAAAUACAUGAAAAACCUGAAAAGUAUCACUACGACAAUAAAGCACCAAAAACGACAUCACUUUCACCAGAACGUACAAAUAAACCUACCAACCAACUAACAACCAACUCUCCAAUGUUGUUAACUACCAAAAAAAGUGUGACGGACUCUAAUGUUUUUACAACUCAUAGUGAUAGAAUACCGACUAAUUCUGAUGCAUUAUUAACAGUUACUACCCAGGGCACAUCUUCUACUAGUGUGAAUAAACCAAAAGCUUCCUCAACUACCUCCAGCACAGAAAAAUCCUCAGCAAAUGAUGCUACUGAAUCUAAAACUUCAGAAACAUCUGUAAAUACAAAGCAUGUUUUGAUUAAUUUAACCAUAUCCUCUGACGAUGCAGACAAUUCAUACAAACCUCUUUAUUCCUUAACGUUCACAGUCCCAACAGUUGGUGAUACGAAUGAAAUUCCUACAGUCAAAAUUACACCAAUGGACUUAGAACCUACAGCACCAACUAAUUUCAACAAGCCAGUGAUAAUUGAGGACCCGAAAACAGCGACUAAAGCAGAUGAUUGGGGAGGUAGUUGCGAGUGUUCUUGUCCAAUAUGUGAGAGUAGCUUAUCUGCAGAAGACUUUUAUGAUGAGGGAAUGGACAAGACAACGCCCACUAACAGAGAUCAAACAGAUUUUUCUACAGAUUCUACGGAAAAAGAUUAUGUCACUACAGAGACAAUAGAAACCCAAUACACAACAGAUAAAGAUUAUUCAACUGAAAAUCUAACCACUAACAUAACGACGGAACCUACAGCAGGUGAAGUGCUCACGACAGAAGACAUAAUAAAUACAAGUAGUGACGAAACUAUAACAGUAUAUGACACUAUUUCAACCACUGAAGUGCCUUUUUCAUGCGUGUGUCCAAAGGUUAAGCCUCCACCAAUCUUAGUAUUGGAAGGUGCGCGAACGUUCCCAAUGCAGACCUUCCCUCCCGACGGAACGACAUUCAAACAAAUUACUUUAGGUGAAAAAUUAUCAAAAGAAAUCCCUCCAUAUAGCUACUGGAAUAUGCAGUUCUAUCAGUCGGAAGCCUCUUAUGUGAAAUUCGACUACAUGAUACCGAGGGGAGCGUCGAUAGGUGUGUACGCGAGGCGGAACGCUCUACCGACACAUACACAGUAUCACUUUUUGGAAGUUCUAAGCGGAUUUAAGGCUAGAACUACGAGAGCAUCACACCCGUCGAUAAGGAAAGAAGUCACACAUUAUAUGGAGCAAGGACAUUGGUUUCUCUCUCUUUACAACGACGAUGGAGAUCCACAAGAGAUUUCGUUCAUCGCAGUGUUAGCUGACUAUCUUACUCACAGCUGUCCAAAUGGCUGCUCAGGAAAAGGUGAAUGCCUGAUGGGACAUUGCCAAUGUCAGCCUGGCUUUGGUGGGGAUGAUUGUAGCGAAAGUGUAUGCCCUGUUUUGUGUAGCCAACGAGGUGAAUACAUCAAUGGUGAGUGUCAAUGCAACCCCGGAUGGAAAGGCAAGGAGUGUUCCCUACGACACGAUGAGUGCGAGGUCCCUGACUGCAAUGGUCACGGACACUGCGUCAAUGGAAAAUGCUCAUGUGUUAGAGGAUACAAGGGGAAGUUCUGUGCGGAAGUGGACUGCCCGCAUCCGACAUGCUCCAGCCACGGGUUUUGUAUUGAAGGCUCUUGUGUCUGCAAAAAAGGAUGGAAGGGUUUGGAUUGCGCCACAAUGGACAAGGAUGCGCUGCAGUGCCUUCCUGAUUGUUCGGGACAUGGGACAUUUGAUGUGGACACACAAACUUGCUCCUGUCACGCAAGAUGGUCGGGAGACGACUGUUCCAAAGAGGUAUGCGACCUGGAUUGCGGUCCUCACGGAAGAUGCGUCGGCGAGUCGUGCGUAUGUGACCAAGGCUGGACAGGCGAAUUCUGCACCUCAAAACUCUGUGACCCUCGCUGCAGUGACCAUGGACAAUGCAAAAAUGGCACUUGUCUAUGCGUUUCUGGGUGGAACGGAAGGCAUUGCACGUUAGAAGGCUGCCCGAGAGGCUGUGCUGGCCAUGGGCAGUGCCGCGUAGCGAAUGAUGGCCAUUGGGAGUGCAAAUGUUUCGAUGGAUGGGAUGGACCUGACUGUACCACGCUUAAGGAACAGAUAUGUGACGAUUCUAAGGAUAAUGAUAAAGACGGCCUUGUCGAUUGCGAGGACCCCGAAUGCUGUCAAAGCGCCGCCUGCAAGUCCAGCCAACUGUGCGUCUCUUCUCCUAAACCAACAGACAUUCUUCUCCGGAAGCAGCCACCAGCCAUCACGGCUUCAUUCUUUGAACGAAUGAAGUUCCUUAUUGACGAAGGAAGCCUCCAGAAUUACGCGAAACAGGAGACAUUUAAUGAGAGUAUGUUUUGGAAUCACUUCAACACGAGCCGGUCUGCCGUUAUCCGAGGUCGUGUGGUAACGUCCCUUGGAUCAGGAUUGUUGGGAGUCCGAGUCUCAACUUCGACUCCACUUGAAGGCUUUACUUUAACUAGAGAGGAUGGCUGGUUUGAUCUGCUUGUGAAUGGUGGAGGUGCGGUGACCUUACACUUUGGCAGAGCGCCGUUUAAGAGAUCCACACAAGUUGUCUUCGUGCCAUGGAAUGAGGUGGUAAUAAUCGACGAAGUAGUUAUGACGACAUCGGAUGAAAAGAGUGGCAUGGGACCUCCUCAAGCUUGUCUCGCUCACGACUAUGACGCGAUGAAGCCUGUGGUACUGGCCACUUGGAAGCAUGGGUUCCAAGGCGCCUGUCCCGAUAAGAGUGCUAUUUUAGCGGAAUCUCAGGUUGUGCAAGAAAGUCUCCAAAUACCAGGCACAGGCCUUAACCUGGUCUACCACAGUUCCCGGGCAGCUGGAUAUCUCUCCACAAUACAACUGCAAUUAACCCCUGAGAAAGUGCCACCAACCCUUGCCCUCAUCCACCUGCGUAUUACCAUCGAAGGCAUCCUCUUCGAGAAAACCUUUGAGGCGGAUCCAGUGAUCAAAUUCACGUAUCCGUGGAACAGGUUGAACGUGUACAGGCAGAGGGUCUACGGUGUAACGACGGCUUUAGUGAAAGUUGGCUACCAGUACACGGAUUGCAAGGAUAUUAUCUGGAACGUGCAAACGACGAAAUUGAGCGGCCAUGAUAUGAGUAUUUCUGAUGUCGGUGGAUGGAAUCUGGAUAUUCAUCAUCGAUACAAUUUCCAUGAAGGUAUCCUCCAAAAAGGUGACGGCACCAACAUCUACCUGAAGCACAAGCCGCGUCUGAUCAUCACCACAAUGGGCGACGGCAGACAACGGGCCUUGGAGUGCUCCUCGGAAUGCAGUGGCUCAGCCACCAGGCAGCGUCUUUUGGCCCCCGUGGCUCUUACUGCGGCUCCAGAUGGCAGCAUCUUCGUGGGAGACUUUAAUCUGGUUCGCAAGAUCAACACUGAUGGCUCCGUCAGGACCGUUGUGAAACUCAAUGCUACUCGCGUUUCCUACCGUUACCACAUGGCAUUAUCACCUCUCGAUGGCACACUCUACAUCUCCGACCCGGAGUCACACCAAAUCAUUAAGGUCCGAAACACAGAUGACUUUAGCGACCCAGAGAGGAACUGGGAAACCGUCGUGGGUUCAGGAGAAAGGUGUCUGCCUGGAGACGAAGCUCACUGUGGAGAUGGAGCUUUAGCCCGUGACGCCAAGCUGGCCUAUCCUAAGGGCGUGGCGGUGUCUACCGACAACGUUCUAUACUUCGCCGACGGCACCAACAUCAGAAUGGUGGAUAGAGACGGAAUUAUAACUACAGUGAUCGGCAACCAUAUGCACAGGGCUCACUGGAAACCCAUCCCCUGCGAAGGCACCUUGAGCGUUGAGGAAGUUCACUUACGAUGGCCGACGGAGUUAGCUAUCAAUCCUUUGGAUAACAGUCUGCAUAUCAUCGACGACCACAUGAUCCUCCAAAUGGCUCCCGACGGCCGAGUGAAGGUGAUCGCCGGAAGGCCGUUGCACUGUCCGUCGCCGCUCACCGGAUAUGACAUGGAAUUGGCCACUUAUGCCACUCUAGUCAUGCCCCAGAGCAUAGCGUUCGGUGCGGCUGGAGAUUUGUACGUUGCGGAGAGUGACUCGCAGAGGAUCAACAGAGUCAGGUUGAUCACGACGGAUGGAAAGAUUUCACUUUACGCCGGAGCUGAAUCGAAAUGCAACUGCUUGGAGAGAGGAUGCGAUUGCUUCGAGGCCGAUCAUUUCUUAGCGUCCAACUCCAAAUUUAAUACGAUUUCUGCGGUCACGGUCAGCCCUGACGGAAUCGUCCAUAUUGCGGACCAGGCCAACUACAGAAUUCGAUCUGUCAUGGCGAGCAUUCCCGACGCAAGUGGAGCGAGAGAGUAUGAAAUUUAUUCGCCAGAUACGCAGGAGACUUACAUAUUCAACAGAUUUGGUCAACACGUGAUGACGAAAAAUAUUUUGACCGGCGAAAACAACUACGUGUUCACGUACACCGUUAACACCAGCAACGGAAAGCUCAGCACGGUCACAGACGCCGCUGGAAAUAAAGUCUUCUUACUGCGCGACUAUUCGAGUCUCGUCAAUUCAAUCGAAAACACCAAGGGACAAAAGUGUAGAUUGAAAAUGUCGCGAAUGAAGAUGCUUCAAGAAUUAAGAACACCCGAUAACUUCAACAUGACCUUCGAUUACCACGGAACAACAGGUCUAUUGAAAGCCAAAUACGACAGCACCGGCCGCAGCUACAUCUACAAAUACGAUGAAUUCGGUAGAUUGACUUCAGCCGUGACUCCUACCGGCAGAAUCAUAACUCUAACAUUCGAUCUAAGCCUGAAGGGUGCCACUGUCCUCGUCAGCGAAAACAACAAGAAGCCUACUUCAAUUCUCAUCAAGGGAUCGUCUGUCAUCACUAAAGUUGGCGAGGCGGAAAAGAAGACUAUAAUCUCUACUGACGGCAGUAUUUCAUCUAGUAUGCCCUGGGGUCAGGUGAUUUCGACGGACACCGUCCCGUACACGAUAUUAUCAGAAAUCGACCCGAUUUUGGGAGAAAGUUACCCUGUCCCUGCAAAACAGAGGACCGAAGUCGGUGGUGAUUUGGCGAACCGUUUCGAAUGGAGAUAUUUCUUACGAAGACUUCAGUCUAAUAAAGGAAAGGGCAGUAAAGCAGUUGCACAGAUUGGGCGGAAAUUGAGAGUGAACGGGGAAAAUCUACUCACACUUGAAUACGACCGAGAUACCUCCACGGUAGCAAUAUUUAUGGACGACAAAGUGGAACUGUUAAACGUUACCUAUGACAGAAUGGCCAGACCGGUACGCUGGGGACCGAGAAGCGGAAUAUUUGCUGAAGUUGAGCUAGAUUAUGAUAGGUUCAAUAGAUUGACAAGCUGGCGGUGGGGAGAACUCAACGAAACCUAUGGCUUUGAUAGAGCGGGAAGACUGCACGAGAUUCGCUACGGCGAUGGGUCAUCCCUAGCCUACUCUUUCCGAGACAUGUUCACAAGCCUACCGCUUAAGGUUACGACGCCAAGAGGUAGCGACUAUUUACUUGACUACGAUGACUCUGGUGCAUUGCAGAAUCUUACCACACCACGAGGUCAUAUUCACACUUUCGCAUUAAUGACUUCUCUAGGCUACUUCAAAUACCAAUACUUUUCACCGAUGAACAGGCAUCCAUAUGAGAUUCUGUACAAUGACGAUGGAUAUAUUUUAGCCAAGAUAUUCCCGCACCAAUCGGGCAAAAUCUUAUACGUCUACGACAACUCUGGUAAAUUGGAAACAGUACUUGCCGGAGCCUCGGCUAUUCGUUACGUGUACCACGAAAAUACUCAUCUCGUUAAAAAUGUUGAGAUAUCAGACCCCGAUUACGAAUUGAGGCAAGAUUAUAAGUAUCACGCUGGAAUUCUCAAAGACGAAAAAAUGAAGUUCAAUUCCAAGAGUGGCAUCAAUAACGCUCAUAUCAAAUAUCAAUACGAUGGCAAUGCGCGACUUUCGACGAUCGACGUGAACAUUAACAGUAAAGAAAUGCCGCAACUUAGAUUGAAGUACAACCAGAAUUUGGGUAUUCUUGAAGCCGUAAGCGAUUUGCGAAUCUACAGAAACACCUUUAAUAGAUCCGUAAUGCAAGAUACCAGCAAGCAAUACUUCACGAUAACGGAUUACGACGACCACGGCAGAAUUAAAACUAUUCUCAUGAAUAUCAAAUCUUAUGAUGUCUUCCGUCUAGAAUUGGAGUAUGACGUACGAAAUAGGAUAAAAUCAAAGAAAAUGAUGAUCGGCGACACUUCUUCGAACGAACGAAUCAGUUACAACUAUGAUGGCCACCUAAUGGAAGUCGUAGCGUCUGAAGACGACUGGAAAUACGUGUACGACGAGAACGGUAACGUCAUUGGAGUGAUUGAACAUGGAGAGAAACGAUACCUCGGCUACGACAUUGGAGACAGAGUUGUACAAUAUGGUGACAUUGAAUACAGCAGUUACGACGGCAGAGGAUUUGUCAUUCGCCGUGCCGAACAGAAGUACAGAUACAAUUCCCGCGGACAGUUCGUCCACGCAUUCGAAAGAGAUAAGUUCCAGGUUUGGUACUACUACGAUGACAGAAAUAGAUUAGUUGCGUGGAAAGACGAUAAAGAAAAUAUAACACAAUUCUUCUACACAAAUCCACAGUCGCCUAACUUAAUCACUCAUAUGCACUAUCCUAAGACGGAGAAAACGGUGCGAUUCCUGUACGACCAGAGAGAUUUCUUAACUUGCAUCGAGACUGAAGACCAACGGUUUUAUGUCGCGACGGAUCACAACGGCUCACCUCUCGCCGUAUUCGACGUGAACGGCGAAAUCGUGAAGGAAAUUAAACGUACACCAUUCGGAAAGAUCGUCAAAGACACAAAUCCCGGAUUCUAUGUUCCUGUAGAUUUCCAAGGAGGUCUUUUGGAUUUCAACACCAAUUUGAUAUAUCUCGAGAACCGCUUAUAUGAUCCGUUCGUUGGACAAUGGAUGACGCCGAACUGGGAGCAUCUUGCCACGAAACUCAGUCUUCCUACUGACAUCUUCAUCUAUAGGUUUAGAAAUAAUGAUCCUAUUAACAGAAAACAGAAUGUUCCAUACAUGACCAGCUUGUCCAGUUGGUUGCAACUUUAUGGGUAUGACUUGACGAAGAUGAUGGGUGCGAAGUACAUCACAGAUAUGAUAUUUACUCCAAAAACAUCGGUCACUGCACCUCAACUUGCGCCUGAUUUCGGGGUGAUGUCCGGACUACAGUGCAUUAUUGAAAAGGUGAACGACAAGCUGUCGGAUAUAGAAUUCGUACCGACACCAUUACUGAAGAUGGAACCCAUAACACGGAACUUACUACCUCGUGUCUCCUACAAACGUGGAGUAUUCGGCGAAGGAGUUUUGAUUUCUCGAGUCGACGGCCGGGCCUUCAUAAGUGUCGCAGACGGCGCGAAUAGCGUAGUCGAAGACGUUAUUACCACUGUCUUCAAUAACUCAUUCUUUUUGGACGUACACUUUAGUAUACACGACCAGGAUGUCUUCUACUUUGUGAAGGAUAACUCCCUUAAAGUGAGAGAUGAUAUGGAUGAGCUUCGACGCUUGUCUGGAAAAUUCAACGUCUCGCAAGACGAGACUAAUGACCAGGGACUAGAGGUUCGAGUACAUGCAGUGGGCAAGGGCUCAGCUCAAGCGGUCAUAGUUCUACGUUAUGGAGUCGAUCCCGCCCAGGAAAGGAUAAAACUCCUGAAGCACGCGCACAAACGAGCCGCCGCCAGAGCUUGGGAAAGAGAAAAGGCUCUAGUGGCCGCCGGAUGGGAAGGAAGAGGAUCGUGGACCGAAGAGGAGAAGGAGGAGCUGAUCUCGCACGGCAUCGUGGACGGAUGGGCGGCCAGGGACGUCCACUCCGUGUCCAAAUACCCGCAGCUGGCGGACGACCCCGCGAACAUCGUGUUCGUGCGCGACGGAAGACGCAAGAGGAGAAAGAGUGGCCGCGCACGCCACCGCUCGUGA